UGAAAGUAGUUGCAAAACAGCGUUCAUCCACUUCACAGGCAAGAGGAAAGACGUCUGUUACUCCACAGUCUAUAGAAGGCAUCCCUUCAUCUAUAUGAUGCUAGCUGAGGUGUGUCAGGUGCUGCGGGGAGCAGGAAAGGUUGGCCAAGCAUUUGCCAACACACAAGGAGAGAUGCUGAGGCUAAUGGCCUGUAACUCCACGCUGGGCACUGGGGUCAAAGCUGCCCAGGAGGUGGUCGAGGGCGUGAUGGGCACAGUCAUGGGUGGUGCUGCCAUGCAACUGUCCAUCAAGGAGGAUGUGUUCCCUGAUGCUGAGGGAUGGGAGGAAAUGGAUCCGGACGAGGCUGCUAAAUGCGCGGUGGGCUCCGAAUUCCCACCAGGCCUAGAGGCCACAGAGAUGCUCAGCGGAGCGCCUCUCAGCCCAGCUGGGGGUCCAAGGGGAGCAGGUUGGCCUGGCCAAAGUGCCCGGUUCCUGCACAUUGCCUUGACGCAAUGGCACAGCAGGUUUUUCCAUGACUCAGUAGUGGACAGACUCACCCCAGAGGACAUCAAGAAGGCCAGGGAGUCCAAACAGGCAUUUGCCAGGCCUAUUGUUAAGCAGAAGCUUAGUGAUCGUGCAAGAGAGAGGAAGGUCCCUGCCACGAGAAUCAGCAGGCUGGUUAACUUCGCAGGUCUGGCAGUUGGGCUGGGACUAGGUGCCAUUGCAGAGGUGGUGAAGCAAUCUAUGGGAGCCAAGCGUGCAGAAGGUGCCCUGUUGGACUCACCUCUCUUGUCCGAGGCCAAUGCUGAGAGGAUAGUGAACACCUUGUGCAAAGUCAGAGGGGCAUCCCUCAAAAUAGGACAGAUGCUCAGUAUACAAGACCCCCCCCAGAUCUGCUUCAACAUCCUACAGCUGUGUCUGAGAGAGCUCUUUGAGUUCCGCUUCAUGCAGACGGACCCCAACUGGGCCAACUUCUUUUACAACGCUGAGCAGAACAAGAUUAUUCUGUUGGAUUUCGGUGCGUGCCGGGAUUACCCUGAGGCCUUCACAGAUGAUUACGUACAGGUGGUGCACGCAGCCUCCAUCGGAGAUAGGGAGACUGUACUGGAGAAAUCCAAGGACCUUAAGUUCCUCACAGGGUUUGAGGCCAAGGCGUUCCAGGAUGCCCACGUGGAGGCGGUGAUGAUUCUGGGCGAGGCCUUCGCCAACUCUGACCCCUUUGAAUUUGGCACCCAGAGCACCACGCAGCGGAUCCAGAGCCUGAUCCCCGUCAUGCUGCGCCACCGCCUCACCCCGCCCCCGGAGGAGACCUACUCCCUACACCGCAAGAUGGCCGGCUCCUUCCUCAUCUGUUCUAAGCUUGGCGCCAAAAUCGCCUGCAAGGACAUGUUCCUGGACAUCUACAACUCCUACCAACAGCGGCGGCUGGAGAAAGAGAAGGCUGCCCAAAUUCAGGUUUAGAUAGGGUCAAAGGUCAUUACUAGUGGUCACCCUUUCAGACUGCAUCCUAGUGGGCAGAACUGACUGUCCAACUCCCAUGGCUGUGGACUAUGUUUAUUUAAGAUAUUGUAACUGCACUACACGGGUGAUCCAGACUCCCAGCACUUUGACUGUCAGUGACUUGAUGCCACUCAAACUCAGUGAGGUGGUCUGGCAGUAAGGAGUGGGAGGCAGAGCGUCUGCUUGUAUAAAAGAACAGAAAGAAACUCUAUAGCAUGUGUGAUUUCACUUGAGAUUAGUGUUAAUAAUAAUAAUUGUAUAAAGGUAUGGUUCAACUUGAUGUACAUAUAAUUGAUUUGAGCUGUGUCUAUGUUAAGGUAAUAGGUUUUGAGUGUUGGAUUGUGUUUUUGAUGUGCCCUGGUCCAAUGGUUUCCAUCGAACUGUCAUUUUUAAUGCUAAUGCCACAAAUUUUGUUUCUGAAAAUGGCAGUGUUUGUCCUCAAAGCCAUUUUUACACUGAAAAGUGAAGUGGAUGUUAUUGUACACACUACAAAGAUUGUUCUUUCAGAUAUUAUUGCAAUCUUCAACAGGUAUAUUUUUGGCUAAAAACACAAUGUGGGGAAUAUUUAAGGCCGUAAAAUAACUUCUUUACAAGGCUUAUUUCACGGACUUUUUUUGGUUGCAGUAUUAAGCCGUCUUGUGAAUGUAUUUCCACGGCAUGUUGAUGAGCAUUGUUCUACGGAUUUUAAAGGGCUGUUUGAUGGAAACCCUAAUGUCCUUGAAAACAGUAUGAUAAAAUAGUCCAGCUAGAUGACGGCGCCUGUACAAAGCAUCCGCAUUAAUGUGUGCGUUGAUGUUCUGUUCCAUGCACUUUGGGACCAUACUCCACCUCCAUAAGACAUAAUCAAUGAUUAUUCUGUGGGUUUCCAUCCUUGCAAUUAACAGUUGACUAGAAGGCAGACCUAUUGCCACGGGAUAGCUGUUUAAAUUGAAUUCAGAACAAAACGGACUGAAAUGUGUAGGAUAACCUCCACUUCUCCAAUAAGAAACGCUAAUUUCGUUGCAAAACGUUUUGCACUAAUGAAUAUACGCCUGUAUUAGCAGGCGCCUGCUAGUAAUGAGGUAAUUUACCUGCUCAGUAGAUAACACAAAAACAUACCUUUGACAUGUUCACUCUGAUGAUUAAGAGAUGGGGCAGGGACUGGAACAUUGACUAAAUGGCCCAUCUUUACUGUAUAUUCUGCUAAACUCUCUGAUGUACACAAGGUGAAGCACUGUAAGGUGCAUACGGAGAAGGCGGUUUACUGGUGUGAGCCCAACCUGUUGGAUUCCCUUCUUCACUCCCUGUGAGUCAUUUACUGUUCAUGUCUCUGGACUGAAAUAGAGGAGACCUUCCAGGGUCUACAUACAGAACAUCUUGAUGAUAGAUCCUUCCAUUCUAAUGCUAUUUCCUCCACAAUAAUCUACUGGACAGUUAGCCAUUAUAUUUCGUCAUCUCUGGCCCAUCUACCUUGUACCAGACAAGUGACAAGAAAAAGCCUGUGAACCUUUUGGAAUUAUCUGGAUUUCUGCUUAAAUUGGUCAUACAAUUUUGAUCUGAUCUUCAUCUAAGUCACAACAACAGACAGUCUACUUAAACUAAUAACACACAAACAAUUAUACGUUUUCAUGUCUUUAUUGAACACACUGUGUAAAAAUUCACAGUGCAGGGUGGGAAAAGUAUGUGAACCCUUGGAUGUAAUAACUGGUUGACCCUCCUUUGGAAGCAAUAAAGGACUGUAGUUGCGGAUCAGACCUGCGCAACGUUCAGGAGGAAUUUUGGACCAUUACUCUUUACAAAACUGUUUUCAGUUCUGCAAUAUUCUUGUGUCUGGUGUGAACUGAUCUCUUGAGGUCAUGCCACUGUAUCUCAAUCGGGUUGAGGUCAGGACUCUGACUGGGCCACUCCAGAAGGUGUAUUUUCUUCUGUUGGAGCCAUUCUGUUGUUGAUUUACUUCUGUGUUUUGGGUCGUUGUCCUGUUGCAUCACCCAACUUCUGUUGAUCUUUAAUUGGCGGACAAAUAGCCUUACAUUCUCCUGCAAAAAGUCUUGAUAAACUUGGGAAUUCAUUUUUCCGUCGAUGAUAGCAAGCUGUCCAGGCCCUGAGGCAGCAAAGCAGACCCAAACCUUGAUGCUACCUCCACCAUACAUUACAGUUGGGAUGAGGUUUUGAUGUUGGUAUGCUGUGCCUUUAAGCUGUCCAUAGAAUAUUUUGCCAGUAGCGCUGUGGAACAUCCAUGUGCACUUUUGCGAACUUCAGACGUGCAGCAAUGUUUUUUUUGGACAGCAGUGGCUUCUUCCGUGGUGUCCUCCCAUGAACACCAUUCUUGUUUUGUGUUUUACGUAUCGUAGACUCGUCAACAGAGAUGUUAGCAUGUUCCAGAGAUUUCUGUAAGUCUUUUGCUGACACUAGGAUUCUUCUAAACCUCAUUGAGCAUUAUGCGCUAUGCUCUUGCAGUCAUCUUUGCAGGACGGCCAGUACUAGGGAGAGUAGCAACAGUGCUGAACUUUCUCCAUUUAUAGAAAAUGUGUCUUACCGUGUACUGAUGAACAUCAAGGCUUUUAGAGAUCCUUUUGGAAACCUUUCCAGCUUUAUGCAAGUCAACAAUUCUUAAUCUUAGGUCUUCUGAGAUCUCUUUUGUUUCAGGCAUGGUUCACAUCAGGCAAUGCUUCUUGUGAAUAGCAAACUCAAAUUUUGUGUUUUGUAUCGGGCAGGGCAACUUUAACCAACAUCUCCAAUCUCGUCUCAUUGAUUGGACUCCAGAUUAGCUGACUCCAAUUAGCUUUUGGAGAAGUCAUUAGUCUAGGGGUUCACAUACUUUUCCCAACCUACACUGUGAAUGUUUAAAUUAUGUAUUCAAUAUAGACAAGAAAAAUACAAUACUUUGCAUGUUAUUAGUUUAAGCAUACUAUGUUUGUCUAUUGUUGUGAUUUAGAUGAAGAUCAGAUUUUAUGACAAUAAUUCCAAAGGGUUCACAUACUUUUUCUUGCCACUGUACCUCUGAUUGUCAAGGUAGAAUAUUGACUAAGUAGGCUAUUACUGUCAAACCCUGAAGCUAUCAAUAAUGAAAACCUUAACUAUUAUCUUUAUGAGGAGAGCUGCGCUGCAGUACUGUAGUCACAGGUUUUAAGUUACAUAAUUAUGCAUGUAGGGCUAAAUGAGUAUGAGUGUUAGUAUUAAUUGCCACUUCUAAGCAGUGGUGUAAAAUACUUAAGUAAAAAUACUUUAAAGUACUACUCAAGUAGUUUUUGGGGGUAUCUGUACUUUACUAUUUAUAUUUUUGACUACUUUUACUUCACUACAUUCCUAAAGAAAAUGAUGUACUUUUUACUCCAUACAUUUUCCCUGACACCCAAAAGUACUAGUUACAAUUUCAAUGCUUAGCAGUACAGGGAAAAAGGUCAGAUUCACACACUUAUCAAGAGAACGUCCCUGGUCAUCCCUACUGACUCUGAUCUGAUGGACUCACUAAACAUAAACGCUUCCUUUGUAAAUAAUGUCUGAGGGUUGGAGUUGCCCCUGGCUGUCAAAAAAGUAAUAAAAAAGGAAAGGGUGCAGUCUGGUUUGCUAAAUAUGA
Messenger RNA from Salvelinus fontinalis (brook trout), 5036 nucleotides. Its product is annotated as atypical kinase COQ8B, mitochondrial-like. The coding region runs from base 95 to 1441 and encodes 448 amino acids. Gene Ontology annotation, molecular function: kinase activity. Gene Ontology annotation, cellular component: extrinsic component of mitochondrial inner membrane. The record is from RefSeq and is a predicted model, not a curated record. Gene Ontology annotation, biological process: ubiquinone biosynthetic process. The transcript is spliced from 10 exons. NCBI's taxonomy places the organism in Eukaryota, Metazoa, Chordata, Actinopteri, Salmoniformes, Salmonidae.